AAUCUUCACAUAUGGAACGUUCAUACCCACAAACAAUAUUCCCGAGUGUUACACAUCCGAAAAGAAAUGGUUUGGUUAAGGUUGAAGGAUUGUCCUUCCCUCUACUUGGGUUUCUUAAUCUUCUUCAUACUAAUUUGCCAACGCAACCACAUGGCAAUCGCUCAGCAAGAUCUCGGAUGGGUUUGCGAUGUUGCCGAAGGAAACUACACCAAUAACAGUACCUACAAAGCCAAUCUGAACAACCUCCUCUCCACCUUAACCACCCAUCAAAUUGACUAUGGCUUCUACAACUUUUCCUACGGCCAUGACCACAAAGCUUAUGCUAUUGGGCUAUGCAGAGGAGGCGUUGCGCCACAGUCUUGCAAAACCUGCCUCAACAACUCUAUAACCCUUCUCUCCCAAAACUGUCCCACCCAGAUUGAGGCUGUUGUUUGGUUCGAAGAUUGUAUGCUCCGUUACUCUGACCGCUCCUUGUUCGGCGUCAUGGACCUUCGACCUACUCGCUACGUUGUUUUGCCCAGUAAUGCUUCAGACCCUCGCUUCACUGAAUUGGCCACUGAUUUGCUUAUAAAACUCACCCCUGAAGCUGCAUCUGGUGAUUCUCGUCUUAAGUACGCUACUGGAAAAGCCCAAGUCCCGAAUUUCCCUGUUAUUUAUGGGGAUGUGCAGUGCACUCCUGAUUUGCCUUCCAAUGAUUGUACCGACUGCCUCCUUGGCGUGAUUGCACAAGUUCGACCAGUUUAUUAUGAGGCCCCAAGAGUUAGAAUUCUUAACCCCAGUUGUAGUAUUAGAUUUGAUUUCAAUCGCACCUUUCAAGAUCCCCGGACUUCAAUCACCUCUCCUUCUCUUUCAUCAAAUACAACUUCUUCUUCACAAGGAAACAGAACUCGAAGACUGGUCUUCAUUUUUGUGCCUAUUAUUGUGGUUGCUGUUGUGGCUGCUCUGCUCCUAAUCAUCAUCAUCUUAAGGGCAAGAAAUUCUCCUAAAAAUGGAAGCCCGAAUGUAGAAUCUUUGCAGUUCGAUUUCGAUACCAUUAGAGUCGCAACGGAUGGAUUCUCCGAUGAAAAUCAACUUGGGAGAGGCGGGUUUGGAGCUGUUUAUAAGGGUCGGCUUCCGGAUGGACAAAAUAUAGCUGUGAAACGACUAUUUCAAGGCUCAAAUGAAAGAGAUGACGAAUUUAAGAAUGAAAUCGUGUUGGUCGCUAAGCUUCAACAUCGGAAUUUAGUUCAGCUCUUGGGUUUCUGCUUCAACCGAAAUGAAAAGCUCCUCAUUUAUGAGUUUGUAGAGAAUUCCAGUCUUGAGAAAUUCCUCUUUAAUCCUAUUAAGCGUGAGAUUUUAGAUUGGAAAACUCGGUACAAUAUUAUAGAAGGAAUUGUUCGAGGACUUAUUUACCUCCAUGAAGACUCCCAACUUAGAAUUAUCCAUAGAGACCUCAAAGCUUCUAACAUUUUAUUAGAUGCAGAGAUGAAUGCUAAAAUUUCUGAUUUUGGAACUGCAAAACUAUUUAUGCAUGACCAAACACAAGGAGAUACAAGAAAAAUCAUUGGUACAUAUGGAUAUAUGGCUCCAGAGUAUGCAUGGAAUGGUCAAUUUUCGAUCAAAUUAGAUGUAUUUAGUUUUGGUAUUUUAGUUCUAGAGAUUGUGACAGGACAAAAGAAUAACCGAGCUCAAACCAACAAAGAGAUUGUAGAAACUCUUGUUAACUAUGCAUGGAGAAAUUGGCAAUCAGGAAAUGCACUAGAUAUUGUUGAUCCUUGUUUGAAAAGUGGUUCAAAAAUUGAAAUGGCCAGAUGCAUUCAUAUUGGAUUGUUAUGCGUUCAAGAAAAUCCACUUGAGAGGCCAACAAUGACUACUGUACUUCUCAUGCUUAACAGUGGUUCCAUCACUCUACCAAGACCCUCUCAACCAGCAUUUUUCAUCAAUAGUACUUGCUCUCAAAUGUCUCCACAAUUUGAAGACCAUAGUUCAACUCAUGAUUCAAACGAAUUGUCAAUUACCGAAUUAUAUCCUCGGUAGUUUUACCUUACAUAUCUAUAUCUAUCUUAUUGUUAUGAAAUAAUGGUUGCUAGGCCAAAAAAGAGAUGGUAAAAGCAAGUUGUAGGAUAUGUUAACCUAAAAGUAAAAUAGCUAGAGUGAAUUUACUUCCACGAUAAUUGAUAUGGUAUUCUUUAGAGUCGAUUGAAGGUUC
Benincasa hispida (wax gourd) is the source of this 2188-nucleotide messenger RNA. Its product is annotated as cysteine-rich receptor-like protein kinase 29. Gene Ontology annotation, molecular function: protein serine/threonine kinase activity; ATP binding. Gene Ontology annotation, biological process: protein phosphorylation. Gene Ontology annotation, cellular component: plasma membrane. The record is from RefSeq and is a predicted model, not a curated record. NCBI's taxonomy places the organism in Eukaryota, Viridiplantae, Streptophyta, Magnoliopsida, Cucurbitales, Cucurbitaceae.